AUGCUUUGGACAGGCCACUCUGGCACAAUUAUUUUUACAGGCUUCGGUUUUGUUAUUUGUUUGUCGGGAUGUUUCAUGACCUCAAACAUUAUUCUAGUCUUUAAAUACUCCCGUUUCACGAUUCAUUUGAGUCAAAACACAAGACUAAUGCACGAGCAAUUGACGCGGGUCUCUUUCCUUCAGUUCACUUUUCUCUUCUUCACUUGCCAAUUACCAUUUAUUCUUGCUGUUGUAAUCUCUGCGUCUUUCGGCGAUAAUUUUGGUUGGCUUGCUACAAGUCUCGGGGUGUUGACCAACUUUCAUUAUUCUGGAAAUUGUCUCCUUGUUCUUGCUUUCACAAAGUUUUAUCGUGAAUGGUUGAAAAACUUCUUUAGAAGUUCGAGAGUCAACACGAGAAUAAAAAUCGAAAGUUCAAUCAUGGUUCGUCGAACUCCUUUGCAUACUUCCACCUCAAAGCCAAGACGAAUCGAUCGAAAUAGUCAAAAUAAGUCG
Messenger RNA from Mesorhabditis belari, 492 nucleotides. The record is from the annotation of a GenBank genome assembly. NCBI's taxonomy places the organism in Eukaryota, Metazoa, Nematoda, Chromadorea, Rhabditida, Rhabditidae.